Molecule: messenger RNA, 1655 nt
Organism: Gadus morhua (Atlantic cod)
Lineage: Eukaryota; Metazoa; Chordata; Actinopteri; Gadiformes; Gadidae
Gene: nipal2
Product: NIPA like domain containing 2
Exons: 11
Coding region: 151-1263 (370 amino acids)
Biological process (GO): magnesium ion transport
Cellular component (GO): membrane
Molecular function (GO): magnesium ion transmembrane transporter activity
Source: RefSeq, a predicted model, not a curated record
UCCUCUGCAACUGUACUUUCUCGUGCUCCCAUUGAAGUGAUUACGGGAAGUCUUAAGGGAUGACAAGUUUCAGCACACUUGGACAACUAUGUGAAGAUAAAAUCAAUAGUGGUUUUCAAGAAUCCAGAAUAAAUUGCACAACAGGGAAAUAUGGCAAACUCUACUCUAUUCCAGAAUACAAGUUCUGGAAUAGAGUUGCUACCUAAUGCAUCCCCUUUUCACCAUUCCGACAUGCGUGAAAAUCCACUCCGGACUUAUAUCGUGGGAAUCAUCAUCUCCAUAUGUGGGAACGUGCUCAUCAGCGUCUCACUCAACAUUCAGAAGUACACCCAUGUGCGGCAGGCGCAGCGAGGCCUGAAGCCCUACUACACCUCCCGGCUGUGGUGGUGCGGCGUGCUGCUCAUGGGAGUCGGGGAGCUUGGGAACUUCGCGGCCUACGGCUUCGCCCCCGCGUCUCUCAUCGCCCCCCUGGGCUGCGUGGCAGUCAUAGCGAGCGCCAUCAUAUCGGUGGCGUUCCUUAAGGAGACCCUGCGAGCCACAGACAUUGUCGGCGGCAUCCUGACAAUAACAGGAACCUAUGUCCUGGUGACCUUUGCCCCCCAUAAUUCAACGCACAUCACUGCCAUGCUUGUCCAGUACUAUGCGAUGAGCUUGACCUUCGUCAUUUACCUGUUCGUGGAGGCGGUCCUGUUCUGCGUGCUGCUCUACCUGUACAAGAUGCAGAAGCUGAAGCACGUGGUGGUGGUGCUGCUGAUGGUGGCCUUGCUCGCGUCGAUGACGGUGAUCUCGGUCAAGGCCGUGUCCGGGAUGAUCACAGAGUCCAUCAAGGGCAACCUGCAGCUGCUGUACCCCAUCUUCUAUGUGAUGCUGGUCGUCAUGGUCGCCUCCUGUGCCUUCCAGAUCAAAUUUCUCAAUCAGGCAAUGAAAAUGUUUGAUGCCACAGAAGUUGUUCCAAUCAACUUUGUUUUUUUCACUGCAAGCGCCAUUGUUGCAGGAAUAGUGUUUUACCAGGAGUUUGACGGCCUGGCUCCACUGGACAUCUGCAUGUUUCUCUUGGGCUGUCUCUUGUCUUUCUUCGGCGUGUUCCUGAUAGCCAGAAACAGAACACAAAUAAAACCGCAAGAUCGCACUUUUAUCACAAUGGAUAAAGUCCCUGGAAGAAGGUACACAGAGUCUGUCCAGCCCGAGGCCAGCACUUCAACAUAUGGAUCCCUGGCAGACAGGUUUAUGUGCAGCAGGGCUGGCCAAUCAGACGACAGCUAGAACCAUCUGUUGGACCUUCUUGAGUGGCUGUGCUGCCCUCCCUGCAUUCGCUGAAGGCAGCGCACCGCGAAGAACUUUAUAUAAAAGAAAAAAUAUAUUUAUUUCAAAAAAGGAAUUGUAGUGUGUAUACAUUUAUAUAUAUGUGCACAAAUCAGUGGUAUUUCUGGCCACAUCUCUGAUAUUUCAUUUUGUGCCAUAAUUUUUUGUUUUAACAUUAACAGAGUGACAGAAAUAUGACUUAUGCUUGAAGCAAGUAGAUUAUUUGAGUUAAUAAUAAGAAUAAGAUUCUGCCUCAGGAUAAAAUGCAUAAAGAAUGCACAACAGAUCAAAAGUAAAUCUUCCAGCACUGUUUUCUUUGAAGAGACCAACCACCCCAACAAACACAAUCCGUU